Messenger RNA from Pocillopora verrucosa, 1858 nucleotides. RefSeq names its product BTB and MATH domain-containing protein 36. NCBI's taxonomy places the organism in Eukaryota, Metazoa, Cnidaria, Anthozoa, Scleractinia, Pocilloporidae. The record is from RefSeq and is a predicted model, not a curated record. Gene Ontology annotation, molecular function: protein binding.
GAGAAAUCACGGAAGUAAUUGAAAGCACGGUGCUGUAAACAACAGACGGAUUCUCGGCAACAAAUGAUGCUCUCCUCUCGGAAAACGGAAGAAGAAGAGGGAAAAGAAGAUUUAACAAACAAUCAGCUUGACUUUUCACAACCAUGGCAUUUCAGCGAUGUAGUUUUGAAGGUGGAAGAGGAAAGAUUUCAUGUUCACCGAAGUAUCUUGUCGAUGUGGUCGCCAACUUUUUCGAAAAUGUUUACCUCAGGCUUCAGGGAAAAAACAGCUGAAGAAGUGCCACUUCCGGGGAAGAUAGCGAGCCAAAUAAGAGAAAUGUUGCUGGCAAUUUAUCCAACGUCCGCCAAAGAGAUCGAUGACGAGAACUACUCGUUCCUGUUGGAUCUUGCAAGGGAAUAUAUGAUAGAGAAGCUCACCGAGAAAUGCGAAGACUUCCUAAUUCAUAAGUUACGUUGGCCACGCCAGCAACACUCAUCUCAGUGCUUAGAUCUUCUUGUUACUGCACAGUCAUACAAUCUGGAGAGGUUGCAAGAGGAAUGCAUCAAAAAUGCAGGUAAUCUAAGCCGCCAGGAACUUAAUAGUCACUCAAAGCGCGAUGAAAUCCUUUUGCCAAACUAUAGGAAAUUAGUCGAUGGGAUAAUGGAGCGAAUGGAAAAUAAACUCAUGGAACUUCAGCGCCAUAGUAGCGGAUUUGGACUUUAUUAGUAUCCUUUGAAAGGGAUUUGAAGUCUGAACUGGAAAGCGUCAGUCCUUCCGCAAAAUUAAAAAAAAAUUAGUAUUCCUGUAGAUGACAGUUUAUGACAAUUUUAUUAUUUUUAGAAAACACUAGGUAGGGCCCUUCCUAUACGUACUGUAAACGGAUCUAGCUCUAUCUCCAACCAUUUUCGACAAUUUCUUUAUGAUCUAAACACGUUUCGAAGCUCUGCGAACACUGCACAAUAACCUCGCAAUCCAUCCCAUAAUGUUAGUCCGUAAACUACAUUAAAUAACACUACAUAAAGUAUGCCGGGUUCAAUCCUGCCUGUUGGGCGACUGAAUGCCAUAAUAAAAGGUUAAACUGAUCAAAAAAAAAGUUUUCGUCUUUGCAAUAGUAACCACGUCAUUUAACAAGAGUGGAAAUUUCAAAAUUUCUCAUAAAUCAUAACAAAGGGCAAUCGAUAAAUUUAUUUCUCCAUGGUUAAGUGAAAAACCAAGAGUAACAAAUAUCAAGCAAAACAGAAACUGAAUUUUCGAGCGAAUUUCAGGCUUACCCCCGCUCUAAACCAUGUCUUUUUCAACAUUCUGUUACCGAUAAAGAAAACUGUAUUAUAUGAACAGAACCAGAAGUGUGACAUCUACUUCCUGUUUGUUUGUGGAGGGCUGGGUCAGCCACGGAGAUUGUUAAAUCAGUCAGCCAAAGUGUAGGAAUCUCCAGGGAGGAGGAAUCUUGCAAAACGUUCCCCUGGUUGAUAACCCACUAAAGGUUACCUAGAAACAUUACAGCCUCUUAAAAUAACCUUAUCAAACCCCUUUGAGCACCUGUAAAACAAAAAUGAGCUCAGCGACCUGAAUGGUUUCAAAUCACUGAAUUACAACACGAGAAAUCUUCACGGUUAACACAAUUCAGAGCCACCUUACUUAACCGUGUUAUCUAAACGACUCUUAGAUAAUGCGGUGGAAGCAUUGCAAAACUGAAAACACCAAUGACUAUUAAAAAAUGAAAUAAUAGUGAAUCUAUAUAAAAUGUUGAAGUGAAUUUAUAAAUCUUUUAUUCGAUGGGUUAACACAUAUCACAGAAUACGCACAGACAGUUUGUGUUAAUCCUCGCCUCAGCAGGGAUCGGAAAAUUACUAAGUAACCAUAGACCGGCGGGGGAAAA